AUGUUAGUUAGUGGAAUUGAUAAGAUAUGUGGAAAAGUUAGCAAAUUUAAGAAUUUUGUAGCUGGUGGAUUACCUAGGUCACAGAAAUACACAGGAUUAGCAGCAGUGGCUUAUGGCGUGAUUAAAAGGACGAAUGACAUUGUUGAGGAGUUAUUGAGACAGAUUGAAUCAACAGCAAAAUCGAGAAAUGAGGCUCGUGAACAAAUGGACCAUAGGAAUUAUGAAAUUGCAAUUGAAGUUUCACAGUUAGAGUCGACGAUUAGUGGUUUGAGAGACGAGGUUGCAAAGAAAGCUUCUGUUGUUGAGAGUUUAGAGAAAUCUGUAGGUGAAAAAGAUGAGAAAUUAUCCGGGUUGGAACAGGAGAUGUUUGAGAAGCAGAAUGCAUUGAACAGUGAAGUGGUUGGAUUGAAAAAUUUGGUGAGUGAAUAUGAGGGUAAGUUGAGUAGUUCAGAAACAAAGCUAGAAAUGCAAAGAUCAUUAUUUGCUGAGCAGUUGAAAUAUGUUACAAAAAUACACAAACAGAUUUAUAAUGCUGUUAAAGUUGUUGAUGCGAGGAAGGCAUCUAAGUUGUCGGAAUCCUUGUUUCUUGCUCAAGAGAUGGACAUGGAAGAGAAUAUAAGGGCAGUUUUAGCAGGAUUGGAAUCUAUAUAUGACAUUAGUGAAUUUGUUGUCCAGAAAACAAGGGAUUUGCUAGAGGAGAGGAGCCAUGAAGUGAAAAGCCUAAAUGAGUCAGUUUCUCAGUUAGUAAAAGAAAAAGAACAAAUUGGGUCUUUACUGAGAAGUGCUCUUUCAAAGAGAAUCUCAGUAGAUUUAUCAUCCAAAACAAAUGAAUUGCUACUUGCAGUAAUACCCGGGGGAAUUUUGAAGAUUGUUCCUCAAUCUUCAGUGUAG
Molecule: messenger RNA, 891 nt
Organism: Lycium ferocissimum
Lineage: Eukaryota; Viridiplantae; Streptophyta; Magnoliopsida; Solanales; Solanaceae
Exons: 2
Coding region: 1-891 (296 amino acids)
Source: RefSeq, a predicted model, not a curated record